Molecule: messenger RNA, 2448 nt
Organism: Ruditapes philippinarum (Manila clam)
Lineage: Eukaryota; Metazoa; Mollusca; Bivalvia; Venerida; Veneridae
Product: trimethylamine monooxygenase-like
Exons: 5
Coding region: 170-1519 (449 amino acids)
Molecular function (GO): flavin adenine dinucleotide binding; N,N-dimethylaniline monooxygenase activity; NADP binding
Source: RefSeq, a predicted model, not a curated record
UUUUGAUCGACUACCCGCCGUGAUUUUUAACUUAUAUUUUGGACAUCAAAUGGCUAUUCAUCUGUGUAUUUAAAGUCAUGCUUCACUGACACUCUAUUAAAGCAGUAAGCAUACUGUAUACUUUUCGUAGGGGUGAUAUAUGUUAUACGCAGUGUCAUUUUAAUUGAAUAUGGCAAACAAGAAGAAGGUAUGUGUGAUUGGAGCAGGGCCAUGUGGAAUGGCGGCUUUGUUUAACUUUGCAAAGCUGAAGAGUGACAAUGAUGUUGAAGUUGUCUGCUACGAAAAACAGAAAAAUUGGGGCGGCCUGUGGAACUAUACAUGGAGGACAGGUACCGAUGGUUACGGUGAACCAUGUCAUGCCGGUAUGUACAAACACCUGUGGUCAAAUGGUCCAAAAGAAUGUCUAGAAUUUCCAGAUUAUACGUUUGAGAAACAUUUUGGGAAGGCCAUUCCCUCAUUUCCUCCUAGACUUGUUCUAAAGGAUUAUCUUGAGGGCCGCUGGACAAGCAAUGUGGAUCUGAAACCAUACAUAAGAUUCAGCACAGUAGUGCGGCAUGUUGAGUAUAACGAAAUGGACAAAAAGUUCAGGGUAGAGACCACAGAUCUUGAAACUUACCAAUCAUCAAAAGAAACAUUUGAUUAUGUCAUUGUUGCGACAGGGAUUUUCAAUGUUCCUAAUGUCCCGGAUUUUCCCGGACUUGACGAAUUCGAAGGGAGAGUACAGCAUGCACAUAAUUUUCGUGACGCUAAAGAAUUCAAAGGCCAGCGUUUAUUGAUUGUUGGUGCCAGCUAUUCGGCAGAAGAUUUGGCGCUUCAGUGUUUGAAAUUCGGAGCAAAAAGUGUCGUAUGCACAUGGAGAACAAAACCGAUGGGCUUUAACUGGCCGAAAGGGAUUGAAGAAAGACCAUUGGUCCAGAAAUUCGAAGAAAAAACGGCACACUUUAAAGAUGGCUCAAGCGCAGAAAUAGACGCUGUCAUCCUUUGCACAGGUUACAAAUACUCGUUUCCAUUUAUGGAUGGCAAACUUUGUCUGCAAUCGUCACUAUCCCUGUUUCCGGACAAUCUGUAUAAGGGGUCGGUCUAUUUGCUAGGCGGAGAUAACAAAUUAUUUUACAUGGGAAUACAGGACCAGUACUACACAUUUACAAUGUUUGAUGUUCAAGCUUUAUGGGUUUGCAAAUAUAUUCUCGGAAAGAUUGAGCCUAAAUCACCUAGUGAAAUGAAAGCAAACGCACACAAGUGGUGUCAGAAGAGGUCUGAGUUGAAAAAUUGUCACGAUGACAUUGAUUUCCAAACAGAGUUUAUUGCUGAUUUGAGCAAAGGCGUAGGUUAUUUCCCGGAUGCUACAAAGGCAAGAGAAAUAUUCCAUACCUGGGAGCAUGAUAAGGAGAAAAAUAUCGUCACAUACAGAGAUCAAUGUUUCACUUCUAUCUUCACGGGCACCAAAUCACCCGGGCAUACCGCUCCUUGGUGGCAGGCCAUGGAUGAUAGUAUCAAAGCUUUUGUAAAUACAAAAUAAUGGGAACACUUUUGUCAAUGGUGAUUGUUUAUCCUUUGCAAAAAGAAAUACAUAAACAGAAUUUCAUAACUGUUUUAUCAGUAUCCUAAGGAAAUAAAAAAAAAACUUAAUCAUUUAUUGUAAAUAUCUGCAAAAAUGAAAAAUGUAAAACCAAAGCAUGCUUAUGACUGUGUCACUCCAUUUACUUACAAAUCGCUUUUGGUAUGUUUUCUUAACCCAUUACUUCAUUAGCAUUUUCUGAAAAAUGAUUGUUUUCAUUGAAAAACUCCCGUUACAAGUUCAAAUUGCUAUAAAACCACAUAAACUGCUUCAAAACUAAUCAAAUUUGGCACAAAUCUUGACUGGAGCAUUGCCUUUGUAACAACGUGCUCAGGCUUAAAUUUCCUGUUACCAUGGCAACGAGGUGACAUCUCAAAGAUGCCAAAAAUCACUAUUUUGCAUUGGUUUUCCCUUCAAAAUUGAUUUCAAAGUGCUGCAACUUCUCAAUGGGUUGAGAUAGAGUCAAAUCAUUUUCAGUGUAUAUUACACUUUACCUUAUGAUCGAUCUGGGGUCAUUUUUAACCUCUCACAGGUCCAAAAGUUUCCUGGCGAUACCCCUGAUGUAUCUUUUGGUUGGAGGGGACACCGAAAAAGUGGUCACUUUUUAACAACAUUUCUCAAACGAAACAUGUGUUUGGGGUCAAAACAGGAUAUUUUUUCACUAUUUGAGGCCUUAAAGAGAGGGGGAUCGGAGGUGCGUUGUUUCGCGUAUAUACGAGGUAAAGGGUUAACAAAAAUGACGUUUGUAUUAUUGUAUACAACUGCAUUUGUUUAGAUUAAAUGGUCGCAAUAGUGAUUCCAAGGAAAAAAAUGUUGUAAAAUCUUUUAUUAAUUUCUUUAUGUAUUACCCAUAAUUGACAUUCUCAAGUAAAUCAUAGUUAGGAUUUGAA